Molecule: messenger RNA, 1483 nt
Organism: Pan troglodytes (chimpanzee)
Lineage: Eukaryota; Metazoa; Chordata; Mammalia; Primates; Hominidae
Gene: PPCS
Product: phosphopantothenoylcysteine synthetase
Exons: 3
Coding region: 63-998 (311 amino acids)
Source: RefSeq, a predicted model, not a curated record
GCGAGAAGGGGCGUGGCGCGGCGGCCGCGAAACGUGCGCAGGCGCCGGCCGCUGCGGUGCAGAUGGCGGAAAUGGAUCCGGUAGCCGAGUUCCCCCAGCCUCCCGGUGCUGCGCGCUGGGCUGAGGUUAUGGCUCGCUUCGCGGCCAGGCUGGGCGCGCAGGGCCGGCGGGUGGUGUUGGUUACGUCAGGCGGCACCAAGGUCCCACUGGAAGCGCGGCCGGUGCGCUUCCUGGACAACUUCAGCAGCGGGCGGCGCGGUGCAACCUCGGCCGAGGCCUUCCUAGCCGCCGGCUACGGGGUCCUGUUCUUGUAUCGCGCUCGCUCUGCCUUCCCCUAUGCCCACCGCUUCCCACCCCAGACUUGGCUGUCCGCUCUGCGGCCUUCGGGCCCAGCCCUUUCGGGCUUGCUGAGCCUGGAGGCCGAGGAGAAUGCACUUCCGGGUUUUGCUGAGGCUCUGAGGAGCUACCAGGAGGCUGCGGCUGCAGGCACCUUCCUGGCGGUAGAGUUCACCACUUUGGCGGACUAUUUGCAUCUGUUGCAGGCUGCGGCCCAGGCACUCAAUCCGCUAGGCCCUUCUGCGAUGUUUUACCUGGCUGCGGCUGUGUCAGAUUUCUAUGUUCCUGUCUCUGAAAUGCCUGAACACAAGAUCCAGUCAUCUGGGGGCCCACUGCAGAUAACAAUGAAGAUGGUGCCAAAACUGCUUUCUCCUUUGGUUAAAGAUUGGGCUCCCAAAGCAUUUAUAAUUUCCUUUAAGUUGGAGACUGACCCCGCCAUUGUAAUUAAUCGAGCUCGGAAGGCUUUGGAAAUUUAUCAGCAUCAAGUGGUGGUGGCUAAUAUCCUUGAGUCACGACAGUCCUUUGUGUUUAUUGUAACCAAAGACUCGGAAACCAAGUUAUUGCUAUCAGAGGAAGAAAUAGAAAAAGGCAUAGAGAUAGAAGAGAAGAUAGUGGAUAAUCUUCAGUCUCGACACACAGCUUUUAUAGGUGACAAAAACUGAAGUAAAAAGCCCUUAUAGGAUCAAAAAUUGUUCAGGGCUCUUAGAGAUGGUGAAAACUACAAAAAAACCAUGGCUUUCAUAUGGACAGAGAAAAUGAAAGAAAGGGAAAAGGCAGUGGUGUGCAGGCAAAUAUGGUUUGGCAUUUGUCUUUUAAUGACACCUGAUAUGUCAUUUUGAUUUUGAAAUUGAACACUAGAACUGUUAAUCACCUUUAAAAAGAAGAGCUUAUUGGGAAUUAUAUAUUCCUUAAAAUAUACAUGGGGGCCUGAAUGUCAGCCAUCUUUAUACUAUAAAAAGAGGAUUAUGGAUGCAUGAAUGGUCAUGCUUUGGAGAUCAAAUAUUGGUUGAAUGCCUAUGUAUGUCAGGCCCUGUGCUGAGCCAUGAGGAUUAAAAAGAUGAAUAAACAUAUCUUGUUUAGGAAAUGGAUGUAUAAAAAAAUCAAGUGCAAUAAAGUGUGUGUCCAAAAGCCGACACAAUGGAAAGGA